Capra hircus (goat) is the source of this 1763-nucleotide messenger RNA. RefSeq names its product ORAI calcium release-activated calcium modulator 1 (gene ORAI1). The transcript is spliced from 2 exons. Gene Ontology annotation, molecular function: store-operated calcium channel activity. The record is from RefSeq and is a predicted model, not a curated record. NCBI's taxonomy places the organism in Eukaryota, Metazoa, Chordata, Mammalia, Artiodactyla, Bovidae. Gene Ontology annotation, cellular component: membrane. Gene Ontology annotation, biological process: store-operated calcium entry. The coding region runs from base 429 to 1349 and encodes 306 amino acids.
CUUCCAGGAAGAGGCGCGGGCGCUGAAGGCGCCUGGCCAGGGACUGUAGGCGGUACCGUCCGAUGAGACGAAUCACAUGACUCACACUGACCACGCCCACCUCCAAUGGGCGGGGCGCAUGCAAAUUAUCCCAGGCGGCGGCCAAUCGUGUCGCUCGCCGAGGGUCCGGGCCCGGGGAUCCGGGACGCUUGCUUGAGCGCAGGCUCUCGACUCUGCUGCCCCGGGCUUUUGCAAGGCACCGGGGCCCUCUAACUUUGUGCUGUAGUCGCUUCUUCGAGCUAUUUGUUUUUGGCGGCCAGCCGGCUGAGGCCGGACCCGCGCUGGGGCCAGGCGGCGGCUUCCUCAAGCGGAGGCGGAGGUGCGGCGCGGGGUGGGGGCCACUGCCCUAGCAGGCGCCCGGGCCGGCCCGCGCCUUUGCAGCGUGCUCCAUGCAUCCGGAGCCCGCCCCGCCCCCGAGCAGCAACAGCCCCGAGCUUCCCCUCAGCGGCGGCAACAGCACCAGCGGCAGCCGCCGGAGCCGCCGCCGCAGCGGGGACGGGGAGCCCCCGGGGUCGCCGCCGCCGCCGCCGCCCCCGCCGCCGCCCGCCGUCACCUACCCGGACUGGAUCGGCCAAAGUUACUCCGAGGUGAUGAGCCUCAACGAGCACUCGAUGCAGGCGCUGUCCUGGCGCAAACUCUACUUGAGCCGCGCCAAGCUCAAAGCCUCCAGCCGGACUUCGGCUCUGCUCUCCGGCUUCGCCAUGGUGGCAAUGGUGGAGGUACAACUGGACGCUGAGCACGACUACCCUCCGGGGCUGCUCAUCGCCUUCAGCGCCUGCACCACGGUGCUGGUGGCUGUGCACCUGUUUGCGCUCAUGAUCAGCACCUGCAUCCUGCCCAACAUCGAGGCCGUGAGCAACGUGCACAACCUCAACUCGGUCAAGGAGUCGCCUCACGAGCGCAUGCACCGCCACAUCGAGCUGGCCUGGGCCUUCUCCACCGUCAUCGGCACGCUGCUCUUCCUGGCCGAGGUCGUGCUGCUCUGCUGGGUCAAGUUCUUGCCCCUCAAGAAGCAGCCAGACCAGUUGCAGCCCACCAGCAAACCCCCAGCCGGCGAGGCAGCUGCCAACGUCAGCAGCACCGGCGGCAUCACCCCAGGCCAGGCCGCCGCCAUCGCCUCCACCACCAUCAUGGUCCCCUUUGGCCUGAUCUUUAUCGUCUUUGCCGUCCACUUCUACCGCUCACUGGUCAGCCAUAAGACGGACCGACAGUUCCAGGAACUCAACGAACUGGCCGAGUUUGCCCGCCUGCAGGACCAGCUAGACCACAGAGGGGACCACCCCCUGACCCCGGGUAGCCACUAUGCCUAAGCCUCCCUGGGCUGGGCAUUUCAGAGCUUUGGCCUUAUGCCCUUCCCCACGACCUUGUCCUGCCCCAGCCUCAAGGACAGCGUGUGCAGGGGGCUGGGCUUUCGUCAGGGGCGGGGGGCAGAAAGUGGAGGAAAGAGGCUUUUUUUUUUUUAAAGAGAAGUUACUGCACUUUGAAACUUUCCUCUAAGAGAAUAAGCACUUCCUGUUCUUCCAGCUCCAGGGUCACCUCCUGCUCAGAGGCCACCACCGGGAGCCAGAGUGGGGACAAACGCUCCCUUUGUCCCUCCUCCUCCCCCGAGCAGGUACCACCUGGAUGCCUCCUGUUCUUUCCGUCUUGCCCUCCCCCCCGUUCAGCGUCGGUUGUGUGCGUGUGCGCGUGUGUGAACACAGAAAUAUACUCAUAAGGGACACCUC